CACCCUCCCCUCCAACUACGCGUCAUUUUCUUUCCGUUUUCACGUUCCCCUGCCCCCUCCCCUCCCUCUGCCUCCCCACGUCACCUCCACCUGCCGCCGGCAAGCUCGCCUCGCCCCAGACGCUGUCUGCUUCUCGCCGAAGAUGGCGACAGAAGGGUUGGUGCCGAUCACGCGGGACUACCUCGCGCGCUACUACGACAAGUACCCACUGCCCCCGCUCCCCGACGGGGUCACCACCCUCGCUGCACGCCUCCGCGACAUGUCCGCCGACCUCGCCGCUGUCGCCCCGAUGUCCCCCGACGAGGAGCUCUUGGGAAGAGAGGCAGGCGGCAUACCCGCCCAUAAAAUUGAUGAGAACAUGUGGAAGAACAGAGAACAAAUGGAAGAGAUUCUGUUUUUGCUUAAUAAAUCUCGUCGUCCCAAUCCACUUCAACAGAAGUCCACACCAGAAGAUGAUGAGAUAGCUUGUAAACUUGAUGUUGUUGAAACAAAAAUAAAGGAUAUGUUGAAGAAGUUAGAACAGUUUCAGUUAACGAAUGCUGAUAAUGUUUUCAAUACAGUUAUGACAUACAUGCCCCAAGAUUUCCGGGGUACACUGAUCAGGCAACAGAGAGAACGUUCUGAGAGAAAUAAGCAGGCAGAAGUUGAUGCUUUAGUUCAUGCUGGUGUAAGCAUUCGUGAUCGAUAUAAAUUGCUGUGGAAACAGCAAAUGGAGAGGCGGGUGCAAUUAGCGCAGCUUGGUUCUGCAACUGGUGUAUAUAAGACACUUGUUAGAUACUUGGUUGGUGUUCCACAGGUUUUAUUGGAUUUCAUUCGGCAAAUAAAUGAUAGUAAUGGACCUAUGGAAGUGCAAAGAGAACGUUAUGGGCCAGCACUAUACACACUUACAAAACUGGUGCUUGCAAUUCGGUUAUACCUACAUCUCUCUUUGGCACGAUAUGGACAAAUGAAAAUAGAGAAGGAUGACCUUGCUGUGUUGCAGCAGGCCGUGGUUAUCUACAGUGAGGAAUUUGGAAAGUUCACCACAUUCAUAGGUGAGGUGUUUGUGAACGCUCCAUUCUUCAUAUCUGCGGAGGAUGCAGGUGCUGAUUCAAGGACAAGUGAUGAAUACCGAGAAACCAUUAUACCAGCGGGAAAGACACAUGAGGUUAUUUUAAGUGUUGAGGCUGUCAACUCAUAUAUUGCAUGGGACUUCUCUUUGCAACAGGGGGCCCUUGGCACGCUACUGGAUAUUGGCUUUCAUGUGGAGUACAUAAGCCUGUCAGGGGAGAAAACUCUAAUUCUUCCCUACCGACGAUAUGAAGCUGACCAGGGUAACUUUUGCACUGUUUCUGCCGGGUCAUACAAGCUUGUAUGGGACAACUCAUAUUCAACAUUCUUCAAAAAGACCCUCCGUUACAAGGUGGAUGCAGUGCCUCCGGUCGUUGAGCCCGCAGAACCUGUGGUUGCACCCUGACGGAGUCAGACUAAUGUAAGCCACAAGGCCCCCAUCCCAGCUACGGAGUAGCCGUGCAGAUGCAUCUAAAGUCCUUGCACCAUGUUGUAUCCUUAUUCUUUGCCGACAGCAGCGCGGGAAUUCUAAUCAUAGGGUUCCUGCGAUUAUAGAAUACACAUAGUGCACCGGUGCGUGGGUGCAAAUUAUUUAUCUGUGUGCAAAUGUUUACGACCACUUGCUGAUGAUUAACUGCUUGUAUACAAGAUGCUUUACUGGUGAAUGACAACAUAGGUACCUCACUCUCCUGUA
Brachypodium distachyon (stiff brome) is the source of this 1744-nucleotide messenger RNA. RefSeq lists its product as uncharacterized. The coding region runs from base 143 to 1456 and encodes 437 amino acids. Lineage: Eukaryota; Viridiplantae; Streptophyta; Magnoliopsida; Poales; Poaceae. The record is from RefSeq and is a predicted model, not a curated record. The transcript has 15 exons.